AUGGGCGCCAACUGCGGAAAGGAGCAGCCUGCAUAUCAGCCGCACACUUACCCUGGCGGCCCUGGCAGAUAUGGAGCUCCAGUUUACCACCAUCCGCCCGCUGGCUAUUCCACUGCUGCAGGCUCUGCAUAUGCUGGUGGCCUCCCACAUGCAGGGCCUGUUUACGCAGACUACCCAAUGAUGGCUCAUGACCCAAGUGUGUAUGGGCCAGGCUAUGCGAGCCGCCCCAGUGGUAGCAGCCAUCCUCCGGUGGCGGAAGGCUGGGCAACCGGUGGCACUCGCCCUCUGCCACCGACGCCGAGUGUAGGAAGCUCUUCUGCUUGCCGCCAUGGUGUGGAAUGUACAGAUUUCAGCGAAGAGCAUCGACGGCGAUUUACACAUCCGGAAGGUAUUCUACUUGCUUGCCAAUAUGGUGCCAACUGUUACCGAAAGAACCUGGAGCACUUGAAGCAGUUUGUGCAUCCGGGAGAUCGACACUAUCGGAUGGGUCUGGUGCAUUUUCCGACAAGAAAAGGUGUGCGCGUGAAACCAGCGUUUCCAACAUUGCGAGACUUAUUUAACUAUUGCGAUCCGGAUGAGUCUGGCAACAUCUCCAUGGAAGAGUUCCAGGAUGCAUGGGACCACUUGUGCACUCUGCCGCACGAGAUCUUUGGUGCCGAGGAGGGAAACACGCUGGGUGGAUCAGCUGCAGAGGCAUGGAUCUCUGCAGCCGGAGAUGAGCGCAGUCAUCUCACCUUCGCACAGUUCGCCCGCUGGGCGUCGGACGCAAAGAUCAAGUUGCCUGUGGGUGUCGAUCCAGCAGACGCCAAAGCAGAUCGUCCUUGCCGUUUUGAGUACGGCAAGCGAUGCCCUUGUGCCAACUUCAAGGCACAAAGUCACACUAUGUGUGAGUGUGGCCACAAGAGCUCUUCACAUCUGUCUGAUGUGGCUCUCAUGAGCUUGGAGGAGCAGGAGGUACUGACCAAGUUGAAGCGACGCGCUCUUGGGCGUUCUUCAACCAAGCUUUUCGCACCGGAGAGAAAGCCCGGCUUCUCAAUGGUUACCAACAAGGAAGUUCUGGCUGUUUUGCAGAAUCUCCUGACAGAGACGCACAAGGCUACUGACAAUUGGACAAGGGAUCGUGGCUGCGCGCUGCAUGGGCGUCACAAGUGCGACACUGCUUGUAUCUUCAAGCAUCGUGCUAGUGUACCAACGGGCUUCCAGCUCGUGCGGGCUGAAAGAAAUCGGAAUGCGCCCUUGUGGCAUGUCUAUGCUACCACCCGGAGCGCCAUUAAGCAAGAGACUCAGAGUGGCACCGGGCCAUCCCUACAAAGAUUUGCUCCAGUGAGCACUUUUGAAGUGCCAUUGGAGGAGCCUUUGGAUCCAGAUGCACCUCAGAGAAAGCUUGGGUUUUGGUUUCUGGUUGCAGAUGGGCACAAGUUAGUCCCUUGA
Durusdinium trenchii is the source of this 1431-nucleotide messenger RNA. The record is from the annotation of a GenBank genome assembly. Lineage: Eukaryota; Dinophyceae; Suessiales; Symbiodiniaceae.